GUAGGUGGUUUCACGCUGCCCAGAUCGGCCGUCCACGAGGCCAGUCAUGAACACGAAGCUUCAAUGAAGAGUGACGAGCUAACAAAGCUCAACAAAGAAUGACGAGCUGACAACAUCCAAUGAAGAGCAACGAGCUGAGACCUUACAUAAGUCGUCACUCAUAUGCUUCCUGGUUUCAGGUCGUCACUCCUGAACUUCCUGGUUCCAGGUCGUCACUCUUGAGCUUCCUGGUUUUCCAGGUCGUCACUCCUGAGCUUCCUGGUUUCAGGUCGUCACCUCAGUUCCCUGGCUCUGGCCAUGGUGACCCCGAGCCACCUAUUUCACUUCAGCUACGGCUAUAACGCAUGACUCUGUGUCAUGCCUUUUCACCUCAGUU
This is a messenger RNA of Rubroshorea leprosula, 376 nucleotides long. NCBI's taxonomy places the organism in Eukaryota, Viridiplantae, Streptophyta, Magnoliopsida, Malvales, Dipterocarpaceae. The record is from the annotation of a GenBank genome assembly.